Molecule: messenger RNA, 636 nt
Organism: Polychytrium aggregatum
Lineage: Eukaryota; Fungi; Chytridiomycota; Chytridiomycetes; Polychytriales
Product: CWC16 protein
Exons: 2
Biological process (GO): mRNA splicing, via spliceosome
Cellular component (GO): U2-type catalytic step 1 spliceosome
Source: RefSeq, a predicted model, not a curated record
AUGUCCGAAAGAAAAGUCCUCAACAAGUACUUCCCUCCCGACUUUGAUCCCGCCAAGAUUCCCAGGCGGCGCAUGCCCAAGGAUGUGCAGCAAAAAGUCCGGCUCAUGACACCCUUCUCGAUGCGAUGCGAGACGUGCGGCGAAUACGUCUACAAGGGCAAAAAGUUCAAUGCACGCAAGGAGCAGGUCGAGGGCGAGACGUACCUUGGCAUACAGAUCUUUCGCUUCUACAUCCGCUGCCCAAAAUGUGCUGCCGAAAUCACCUUCAAGACCGACCCCAAGAACGGAGACUACCUCGCCGAGCACGGUGCGGCGCGGAACUUUGAGCCUUGGAGAGAGGAAAGAAUCAUCAACGAGGAGCUCAACCGCGAGCGCGAGCAGGAGGAGGAGAACAACCCCAUGAAGGCCCUCGAGAACCGCACCCUUGCCUCCAAGAAAGAGAUGGAGAUCCUCGAUGCCCUGGAUGAGAUCCGGACGAGGAACUCGCGGAACGAGCGCAUCGACACCGACGACCUGCUCGACCGGCUGCUGGUCAACGGCGCGGACGACAAUCACGACGAUGAGUUUGAUCCUGAAGAAGAGGCCAUGAUCCGCUCGCUGUUCCAGAGCAACGACGGCAACAUGGUGCGGCGCAUC